AUAAACCUUAGAUCUCUAAUCGGAAACGGUGGGUUUGGCUAGGAUAUAUGGGCUUCCGGUUGGACGAUAUUUUGCUAAACAAGCGGAAACUAGAAACGGCGGGUUUGGCUAGGAUAUAUGGGCUUCUGUUUGGACGAUAUUUUUUGGUAAACAAGCGAAAACUAGAACAGUAGGGUUGCUGACAUACUCAUUACAAUCCAAAAUUAAUGCAGACAUCGGGUGCGAGUGGAGCUGGGGGAAAAUGAACGUCUCAAGGGCAAUGACAGGAAUUGAGAGGAUGGUGUUUGGGGUUCCACAAACGGUUAUGAUAAACAACUUGCUUUGCCCACGAAAGAGCAGGACAAGUGUAGUUGGAGCUUUCCAGUCUCAAUCCAAUCAGCCCUUGAGCUCGCUCGGUUUUUAUACCUUAAAGAAGAAUAUGGAAGAGGUUGGAAGGCAUGCCGAAACAAUGACAUCUAUUUGGUUGGAACAAGAAAAAGCAAUUAUGACUGAUCUGAAGCAUCGGGCUGCUGAAAGUAAUAUCUGGGAGGAUCUCAAUAUGGCUCAUGAAACAUUUGUUGCCUUGACCGAUACUGCAGAAAAUGUGAAACUACUUAGUGACAUACAGUCUAAGGCUAAGGAUGCUAAACUGUUAAUACAACUAGCAGAGACAGAAACACUAAAUUCAUGGUUCCUUGAUGAGGCCUUUAAUAUUGUUGGAGACUUAAAUAUGUCUUUGGUUCGUUAUGAGCUAUCUAAGCACCUUUCAGGACCGUAUGAUAAGGAAGGUGCUUGUCUUACUAUUACUGCUGGAGAUGCAGGCAAUGAUGCUCAGAUCAUAAACUAUACUAUCUUGCUGUGUUCUGAACAUUUGUCAUUUCCAGCACAGGAGUGGGUUGACAUUCUUCUGAGAAUGUACUUGCAAUGGGCUAAAAAACAAGGUUAUAAAACAAGAGUUGUUGAAAAAUAUUCUGGGGCUGAGGUAGGCAUCAAGUCAACUAUAGAAUUUGAAUGGCGCUUUGCAUAUGGCUUAUUGUCUGGAGAGAAGGGGACUCAUCAGAUUGUCAGGAAAUCUUCUUCUAAUGAAGAGAUUCUUGAACAGACUUGCAUUGCAGGUGUAGAUGUAGUGCCUCUUUUUAUCGAAAAUUUUGUGUACUUUAAAUUGCCUGAUGAAGAUCUUGAGAUACAUUACACAAGUUUGAGUGGAAGCAGCAGCCGAAGUCUUAACAAAGCUGAAAUGGCAGUUCAUAUCAUUCAUAUUCCAACUGGUACCUCUGUUUACUGCACAGGAGAAAGAAGUCCAAUUGCAAACAAGAUUAAGGCUAUUUAUCGUUUGAAGGCCAAGCUUCUUGCUGUAGCUAUGGAGCAACAAACAUCUGAAAUCAAACAAAUAAGACAUGAAAACAUGAAAGCAAACUUGGGGCAACCAAUUCGCAAAUACGUGUUUUACCCAAAAACGUUUGUACAGGACCUAAGGACGGGAACAAAGAUGCAAGAUAUAAAAUCUAUUUUGAAUGGCAAAAUUGAACCCUUAAUUAAGGACUAUUUAAUUUUUAAGAAUAUGCAAAACAUAACAUCUUGAAUCGAACAAUGAAAGUAGUGUUAAUAUUUUUAUGCUCAAUCUGUAAAUAUUUACUUG
Cryptomeria japonica (Japanese cedar) is the source of this 1618-nucleotide messenger RNA. Its product is annotated as peptide chain release factor PrfB1, chloroplastic. The transcript has 6 exons. NCBI's taxonomy places the organism in Eukaryota, Viridiplantae, Streptophyta, Pinopsida, Cupressales, Cupressaceae. Bases 242 to 1561 code for a protein of 439 amino acids. The record is from RefSeq and is a predicted model, not a curated record. Gene Ontology annotation, biological process: translational termination. Gene Ontology annotation, molecular function: translation release factor activity.